Messenger RNA from Wallemia ichthyophaga EXF-994, 2649 nucleotides. Its product is annotated as GYF domain-containing protein mpd2. Bases 1 to 2649 code for a protein of 882 amino acids. The transcript is spliced from 2 exons. The record is from RefSeq and is a predicted model, not a curated record. Gene Ontology annotation, molecular function: protein binding. Lineage: Eukaryota; Fungi; Basidiomycota; Wallemiomycetes; Wallemiales; Wallemiaceae.
AUGGCAUUACCAGUGAGAUACAGCAAGAAUGAAAUAAUCGAGGCGUACAAGGGGUUACAGAUUGCCAGGCCAGAGAACAUCAACGACUCGCUGCUGGUAUCUGACUCGCAAAUAACUCCCGUGAAUUUAUCCAGACACACGCCGAUUUCUGGCAAUUUAAACUCUAAUUUCAAGAAGCGUGUUGUUAAUAACAAUAAGAAAUCAAAGUCGACGCCCGUGAAGGGUGGUGGCGGUGCACACGGUGUUCACGCUACUCAAAGUGCACACGCUCCCCACGCCGCUCCCGCUCCAGACUGGGACAACCACUCGGGCUGGGCUCAGCGAUUCAAAAAGGGCGACGAUCUUUUCAACCGGAAAGUCGCAAGCAAGCCAGUGAGCAGGCCAGUGAGCAGACCAGCCAGCAGACCAGCCACUCCGACGACUCCGACGACUCCGCCCAAAGGUCUUCUUAAUAGACCUUCAAAGAAGGCUGUUGACGGUGUGCAGCAGCCACAGCAGGUGGUUCAACAGCCGCAGCAACACGCGCCUCCACAACCACCUUCACAAACCCUUUCAGACUGGGUCUAUAGGGACCCCUCUGGCAGCCUCCAAGGCCCUUUCAAUCCCGACACCAUGCAGCAAUGGUUCCUCUCUGCCUACUUCCCGCCCUCGCUCCUUGUGAGCAGAGUAGAUAGUGAGACAUUUAUCCCACUCGACGAAUUGCUAGCUAGAGUGGCAGACCGCAGCCAGCCCUUCCACAGUGCGAUAGUGGUCGACGUGAACAAGCUCUACCACCCACAACCACAGCCACAACCACAGCUACAAAGGCUAGCAGCAACUGACUCAGCUGGUCCAUCACCCGUAUCCACCCCAUUCGCAAGGCCAUUAUGGGCGAGUGGCAGUGGCAGUGGCAGUCCAAUGGUGGAUGUAGAACAACACCACCACCAGCAGCAGCAAUCCAAAGAGGAGAUUCUACUUGCACUCCGUCACAGAGACCUCCUCGAGCAGCAGCAGCAACAACAACACCAACAACAACAGCAGCAGUUUAUUCAACACCAACUCUUACAUCAACAAGCCGCUGCUCAACAACAACAGCAGCAACAGGAAUUGCACGUGUGGCAGCUCCAGCAACAAGCCCAGCAAGAGGCACAGAAACAGGCUCAAGAGCAGGCGCAAGAGCAGCUAGCGCACACGCAUCUCCGCGACGAUGCGGAUUUGUCAGUGGCAGUUGAAGCACCUGAAUCUACCGUCGAUAGUGGUAGUAUAGCGGAAGAAAGUGUGAUGUCGCCUAUUAAGACUCCGCCAUCCGUGGCAGUGGCGCCCGUUGCGCCAGUCGCUCCGGUCGCGCAGGUGCAGGGAGUUGAACCAGUCCAGGCAGUUCACCCACAACACUCCCACUCCCAGCCAUUAUCAGGCAGGGGUGGUGUGAAUGUAGUGACGCAAGCGGAGCUCGAGAGAGUGCAGCGUGGCGUGAAUGGUGGUGGCGUUGGUGGUGGCAGAGACAUAGCCCCACAUCACUCUUCCGACUCACCCAAGAUGUCAGUAUCGCUGGGCGACGUGCUGGAGAAGCAAGGCGGGCACACAAACACGCAUACCACCUACCCACCAAAGAAGGCAGCUCCUGCACCCUGGGCCGCACAAGCACAGGUACAGACGGAGAAUGUGCGCGAGAAGACCACACCUUCACUCAAGGAGAUCCAGGAGGCAGAAGCUAGGCAGUCGGCGGCUAAGAAGCAGGCUCAGGCUCAGCGCUCGGCAGCGCAAAAACAGCAACAGCAACCAUCUGCUCGUGUUGACGACGUCCUCCCAGGCACACUCAACUGGGGACUGGCUAGCAGUGGAAGUGGUGCGAGUCAGCAAGCACACAAUGGCUCUAACACUAACUCCAAAGAUAUCACCUCCACUUCCACUUCCACCCCUCCAGCCUGGGGCGGUAGCAGCCUCGGGCAGAAGAAGAACCUGAGACAGAUCCAGGAAGAGGAAGAAGCAAAAGAGCGCGAGGUGCAGAGAAAGAAUGUGGCUACGGCUCAGGCCCAUGCUGCUGCGAGAGGGUAUGCGGCAUCCGCGCAGCGUACAGCGCAAUUGAAUGGAAUGACUGGUGCUAAUGCAAACGCAAACGCAAAUCCAAAUCCAAAUGCAAAUAUAGGCAAUGGUGCUUGGACAGUGGUGCAGGGCAGUGGGGUGAAACCAGGUGCAGUUGCAAGUCAAGGCAGCGGGUUGGGGUCACAAACACAAAGCGGAGCACCAGCAAAAACGGCGAAAGCAAGCAACACACCGGCUAAAACAACAGCUACACCAGCAGCACCUACACCUAGCGUCAGUGUACCAGCGUCGAUUGCUCAAGGCUCGAACGUGCGUGAACCAGGAGCACCUUCAGAGGAGUUUGUCAAGUGGUGCAAGGGGUCGAUGACAGGGUUGAAUGGGACGACGGCUGAUGAAAUACUUCCAAUACUUCUGUCGUUCGAUAUAGAGAAACCAGAUCUGGAACUGAUCCAGGAUAUGGUGUAUGCAUCAUCGUCGACGAUGGAUGGCAGAAGAUUUGCGUCAGAGUUUGCGCGUAAGAGGAAGGAGGAUGCGAAGGGGGUUACAGGGUUGACAGGGACAGUAACGACGACGAAAGCACCACAAGAGACAUUCAAGGUGGUGCAAAAGAAGAAGAAGAGAGUGUAA